AGACGACAAAGCACUCAGUAGCCAGCCACUUUUUCACUCCAACACACCACCCGGUACCGUAACGAACGAAUUUUCACGAUGGCUACUCCAACUCAAUCUGUUCAGUGUUUCGGCAAGAAGAAGACGGCAACCGCUGUCGCUCACUGCAAGAAGGGUCGCGGACUCGUCAAGGUCAACGGCUCCCCCCUCAACCUCGUCAAGCCCGAGAUCCUCCGUUUUAAGGUCUAUGAGCCUCUCUUGAUCGUCGGUCUCGAUAGAUUCGCCGAAGUCGAUAUCCGCGUCCGUGUCUCUGGAGGUGGCCACACUUCGCAAGUCUACGCUAUCCGCCAGGCUAUCGCUAAAUCAAUUGUUGCCUACUACCAGAAGUUUGUCGACGAGCACAGCAAGAACCAGUUGAAGCAGGCCCUCAUCACAUACGACCGUUCGCUGCUUGUUGCUGAUAACAGGCGAUGUGAGCCAAAGAAGUUUGGUGGUCCAGGUGCUAGAGCAAGAUACCAGAAAUCUUACCGUUAAAUGGUAUCCGGCUUGGGGAUAUGGCUCAUUGGGGUUUCUUGUAUCAAUUUAUUCUUAAAUAAAGACCCUGCGCUGGGUAAGGGACUAAAAAAA
This is a messenger RNA of Tuber melanosporum (Perigord truffle), 606 nucleotides long. RefSeq names its product 40S ribosomal protein S16. The transcript is spliced from 4 exons. NCBI's taxonomy places the organism in Eukaryota, Fungi, Ascomycota, Pezizomycetes, Pezizales, Tuberaceae. Bases 79 to 513 code for a protein of 144 amino acids. Gene Ontology annotation, cellular component: ribosome; cytosolic small ribosomal subunit. The record is from RefSeq and is a predicted model, not a curated record. Gene Ontology annotation, biological process: translation; maturation of SSU-rRNA from tricistronic rRNA transcript (SSU-rRNA, 5.8S rRNA, LSU-rRNA). Gene Ontology annotation, molecular function: RNA binding; structural constituent of ribosome.